ACUGAGCAAGCGCUGUCUCAGUUAUGCGCGAGACGUUGACGGGUAUGGAUGUGCGUCCCUAUUAAUGUGUCAAAAUUAAUUCGAUUCCGAUGUUAAGUGAUCUAACAUUAUUGGCGUGAUAAAAAAGUUUAAUUCAAGAAGCUCAGUGCUUACAAUGGACGGAUAAUUUGGUGGUGCACGGCAGUUUAUAUCGAUAGAGGCAUCAAUGGCCUGAGAGAAUGUUCCGCACGGCGUCAGUAGAGGGCUCCGGGCCUAGGACGCCGCCCGCCUACGCUCCUCACCCGCCCUACGUUCCACCCCGUUUUUUCCCACCACGGCUGCGUCCACCGCCCCCUCAGUAUUGCUUCGACGCAGCCCGCUUCGCCUGUGACGCCUCUAAACCGAGAUACCUCGACGUUGAGAGAGAACGUCUCGUUACGAGAUGGCUUGCAGAAGCGAACGAAGCGCUCGUCAGAAGGGAUCGACCUCCAAGGUACAAACCGAGAAGUAGUGAACGGCGACCAGACUUCUUGGAACGGAGGCCGAACGCGGAUUGGUCGGAUAACUUCCUUCUAGGCAGGCGGAACGGUUCCGUCGAACCGGAGGAUGAUAGUAGUGAUGUGAUGACGCUCAAAGAGUUUGUGGAUAAGUUUUCGUUGCCGCGUGUUGUGAAGUUCGAGGGAGAGGAUAGGGCUGUGCUUCUUUAUCGAGUGUUGGAGGCGCAUAGAAGAGUGGAAGCUGUUCCGCUGUCAGGGAAGAAAGGGAAAUUGGUGGGGAAACCGCUGUACAUCCCGGAUUCUUAUGAUGGUUGGUUUUCGGUAUGCGGCUGUCGUGGUGGAGCUCUUGCGACGGCACGGGGUUCCAUCGCGGCUCUCCUGCGCAGCCGAGCCUUUGCCCUCGUGUCCCCUCGUGCUAUCUCCGCCUACCGAGCGAGACCAGCAUCUGAGAGUGGUCGAGUGGGCGCGCAGUACGAGCGGGCGGCGGCGCGGCCGGGCACGCCGCUGAGGCUAGCCGGUGUUUUCGCGGACGGCAGUAAAGCGAAGGCUCCAAAGUACGCGCAGCUCAUCGACCCGCAGGGGAACGAGUUCUUCGUGCCAAUCAACACCAAAGGCGAGAUGUACGAAGUAUGUCCAGAAGAGCUCUCCCCUGCUGAAUGGGAUGAUGUAUCACCAUCUUCGACUCCAGUGCCGCCAGAUAUUUCCUCGCGAGCUCACAGGCUACCACAUUUAUUGAGCCUGUGGAGGCUACCUACCAGAGUGAGGCUACUGGCUGGCACUGUUCCUAUUGAAAUGGCACAUGAUGUUGGAGAAGACCUUCUGCUCCGGGCGGCGAGCACGGAACCAGUGUUGGUGAUGUGUACUCUCCCGGAAUACAACUCGUUGCCGUCAAGUCCGAGCAAGCAAGUCGACCCACGGUACCAUCCAAAAGAAACCUUACAACUUCUACCAUUAAACAGUAAUAUAAAGGUACGACGGACGCAGCUCGGCUUCGAAAGCGAGAAGAGAAUGUUCCUCUCCGCACGCCUUCAGAAAGCUCUAACCUUCUGUCAACUAAACGUUGACAACUGGAUCAGGCAGAUCUCCUACGCAAACUCAACUGUUGUAAGCAAAGCGAAAACAGUCGAGGAUCUUAUCAAAGAAGACCAUGAACCAGUCAAAUUUGAAAAGGAAAAGAAAUUCACCCUUCAAGGCUUGAAGAUUGAUACGUCAAGAUUGUUUGGAAAAAGUGAUAAAGUAUUAAAAGAUAUACCGGAUGAAACCGAAGGUUCUAUUAUAUUUCUAAGUAAAAACGAACUCGAGCACAUGAACUACGACUUGUAUAGUGACGAUGAGGCUAAAGACGAAAAGAGCGAAGAAAAAGUUGAAUCAGAGCAGUUUACCAACGAUAAAAUGCAUGUAUUUAGGGAAGAUUCUGGUCCGAAAAAAGGAAAAUGGUUCAAAAAUCUCAAACUUUUAAAGAGCACGGAGAAGUUAGAUGAAAAAAUUACGGCUAUCGAAAACGGUGAGAAGUAUAGAGACGUUAAGGAUCCGUUUGACCCGUUGGGUGAGAAACAUAGCUCUAUAGAACGUUAUCAAGAUAUGGCGAAACUAAUUGAAGAUAGAUUUGGCGCGUUUCGAAAGAACGAUGGAACGGCUGAAAAGAGCCAUUCGUAUAAAAGCCUUACAACUUCUUCGUCUGAUAUGGGUACGAGUCAAUGCAGUUCGAGUCACAAAAAGCCUGUACUGACGAAAUCUGUGUCAGUACAAACUGGCAUGCCAGACAGCUCGUAUACGGAAGAGGAAGAUAGCGGUAUAAAUAUGAAACAUGGCCGGAAAAAUCUUAGCGUCGAUCAAAUAAACUAUUGUGGUUCUAUGGAAAGCGACUCAAGCUCUGGUAGGAAAUUGAAAUCUCUGGACGAAAAUAUGCUUAAGAAAUCAGCAGCAACCAAAUCGUCUUCGAACCUCGAGAGAAGACAGAGGAUACAACCGGAUCUGAUACCAGAGAAAGCGAUGGUUAAAUCUGAAUCAUACAAUCAAAUACAAAGCUGUGAAGACAUUAAUAUGUUUGGAGCUGGAUCUCUAUACAACGAUAGUGACUUCGAAAUCAAUUAUAAACAACAUUCUUUUAUUACAGAAAAAUUAUGCUCAGAAUUUCAUGUCAAGACUAAAAGGGUGCUCAGUAAGUCUACUUCGAAUUUACUUCAUCCUAAAAAAUCAACCGAUAAAAAAGAAUCUAGCAAUAGCAACAGCAUGCCGACAAAAACUGAACGUUCCAAUGACAGCGAAAAACUCGUCAAUUUCCGAAAGAAAAUCGACAAGCCGAGAGCGCCUACACCAAACAGGUCGGAUAUAGACGAACCACUUCCUAUCGAUAUAUCGGAAGAAGAACCACAAAUUCAGAAGAAACUCAGACGAUCCAUAUCAUCAAUACAAAAACGAAAGUUACCCGUUAUUGAAGAUCUGCCUUACGGUCAAGUAGCGGAUGCUGUCGACAUCGAAGAGGAGAAGUUAGAUACAGAUUCCAGUACUGAUAACAUAUACGCAGAGAUAUGCACACCGAAUGGUAAUAAAACCAGUGAAGAGGAAACUUAUGACUACAACAUAGAUAUACUUGCAACGGAUCCUGUUAUAUGCAACGUAAAGAAGGAAGUGAAUAGUCGUAACGACGAGAGAGCGAGACAGAUGAACGGCAACCUUGACAAUGCAUUCAGACAUAUAGAAGUCGUUGUUAUAGAAAGAUCAACAGAUUUCGAAUUGGAGAAUUCAAGCGUUGCUUCGAGCGACUUCGAUGAAACGGGAAGCAAGAACGAUGUUUCUAUAGCUAUAGAUUCAUGGGAACGUGAUAAAAACAAUAAAAGUACGGAACCAAAAACACAUGCGAUUAGAUUAGAAAUAACCAGUAAUAUGGAUGAUUACCCAGAUCAGAGCUUAGAUAGAACGGAAGUCCACCUCGGUAAAGAUAAUUCAUUAAGUUUUAGCAACAGUAUCCAUUUGAAUGGUACAUAUCCCAACGAGGCCAUCUAUGAUACUUUAAAGUAGAUUAAUUGUAUUAUAUUAUUCCAAUAAUAGAUCACUUUAGAGUCACACAACUUUAAGCAAUAUACUUAUAAAUGGUAUUAAAAUGUCGCCUCCGUAGUUCGAUUAGUUUGUAGUUGUUAUGUACCAAUCAUUCGCGUGUCAUACUAUAAAUAAUAAAAGGUAGAGGCUGAUCAGAGAUGAUUUAUAUUUUCAAUUACGUCUGAAAUGCAAUAGUUGAUUU
Molecule: messenger RNA, 3717 nt
Organism: Vanessa tameamea
Lineage: Eukaryota; Metazoa; Arthropoda; Insecta; Lepidoptera; Nymphalidae
Gene: B4
Exons: 6
Coding region: 219-3497 (1092 amino acids)
Source: RefSeq, a predicted model, not a curated record